Molecule: messenger RNA, 2393 nt
Organism: Polistes dominula (European paper wasp)
Lineage: Eukaryota; Metazoa; Arthropoda; Insecta; Hymenoptera; Vespidae
Biological process (GO): regulation of gene expression
Cellular component (GO): nucleus
Molecular function (GO): sequence-specific DNA binding; protein binding
Source: RefSeq, a predicted model, not a curated record
UGAGAUAGAAAUACAGUAGUGAGAGAAAGAGAAAGAGACAGCGAGAGAGAGAGUGAGAAAGAGAGAGAGAGAGCGGGAAAGAGCCAAUUCAGACGACGUAACAGGAAAGAAGAAGAAAAAGAACACAAAAGAAGAUAUUUAUAUUAAUUUCUGAGAUAAGCUUGAAGGAGGUCACACGAAUUGAAAUCAUCGAGAUGCGGUGAUGGCUUUACUUUACAGAUUCGUGCAACUGCCAGAUCGCAGCGGCACGCGGGUAUUUUCAUUCGUCGUAACCCGAAGUGUCGUACGCGAUCCAGAAAGGGAUGUCACUAGCAAGGAAUUAGUUUGUGGUUUUCAAAGAUGGGCUGUAGCAUUUUCACGUGGAGACAAGGUAUUAGGUGUAUACCUGGUAUGGCGGGGUGCAUCGCGGAAUCUUCGAGUUUACGUCGAUUUCACGUUCACAUUGUUAAAUCGAGAACAUUUCUCGAUGAACGAAGGUUUUUCUGGGAAACGAGUAAAAUUCACUUACGAAUUGCCAGCCCAAGGCAAUCGAAACUACAUCCCAGUAUCCGAUCUCUAUUCUCGUAACUUUGCGGAUACCAAUGGCGAAUUUCAGUUGGAGUUGUCAAUGGCUAAUGUUCGUACGGUAUACAUGACAGAACUUAGAAUGCCAACUGGGGUUUUCUCGACUGGUCAAGCAAAGUCAAAUAAACUUGAGACCGAUUGCUUUACCUUCGGUGGUUUUGACUGGAGUAUCGUUAUCUAUCCUUAUGGGAAUAAAGAAGCUGAGGGUUGCCGGGGCCAGGAUCACGUAAGUGUCUAUUUGAUGAGACUCACGGGAUUCGAUCAUCGAUGCAGAGUGAAAUACAGCGUGGCAUUGGGCGAAGGUGAACGUAGAGUUGACUCUGGCCAAAUAGAAGAUCUCUCCGAUGCAGAAGGUUACGGAUUUGGAUGGCAUCCACGUUACAAAUGGUCGGAUGUUGCACAUAAAGGUGUUCUUAGAGUUUGCCUUGAAAUGGUUGAGGCAAGAACGAUCUGCGAGGUUGCUGUUCAAGCUCUUGGUCCGUCUGUUUUGUCACCUACACCUUGUUACGAUCGUGACAAACAAGCAUGGGUUGUUAGAGCCGAUCUUCAUUCGGAAACGGUCAGACUACAUUUGGUUUAUAAAGACAUCAAUCACGUACCACGAAAUCAUUUGAGAUACGUCAAUUGGUCAGCAUAUUUAUUAAGAGGCGAUGAACCAGACACGGUUGCAAUUUGUCUACCCGGUGCACCCUUCAGCCGUUAUUACGCUCAAGAAUCCGCAGAUGAGGGUAUCAUAAUGGAAACGAAUUUAGAGACAAACGAGAUCAAGGACAAUCACUGUCCAUUCCUUACCGACAAGAAACAAUUGAGGAUCAGAUUGGAAUGGAACGAGAGUCAUUUGCUAUUCCAAGCGACUUAUCACAAAUACGACGACGUAUGUCGUAUUCACAAUCAACAAAUGAGACGUGAAAUAGCAUCACUUCAAGCUGAAAAUUAUACAUUAGAGAGACAAUUGUUCAGCUAUCAAAAGAGUCUUGCAUUUGCGCAAGCUCAACAACAGCAACAACAAAAGCAACAGCAACAACAGCAACAGCAACAACAUCAACAACAACAGCAACAGGGUCAACAACGGCAUCCUAGCAGUCACCCGGCGCAUUUUGAAAGAUCAGCAUCAACCGAUACUGAAUACGCUUGACAAGUGGAUCUUGUUAACGAAUCGGAAAGUGGUAGUUGUAGACGUCAAUUGCCUGUAAUUCAAGAAAACGAUCGUAGGGUUCAUCAAAAUCUCGUAAGAUUGAUGGACCGUCGUUUGAGUAACGUCCAAUUGCAACAACAUCUUUACGAAUCUUACGAACACCAAUCACAAUUUCGAAGUAACAGCGAAUCAUCACCGAAACAUAGCAUCGAUCGUUCCGAAGAACAACGACGCAGUAUCGUUCAACAACCAAAAAGAUCGAGCAUUGGUCGUUCCGAUAGCGCAUCCGAUCGUGGCACUGACAUAUACCAGGCUUAUUAUUUGGGUUACGUUGGACAAACGGCUCAUAAACGUCGUAGAACCACUUUAUGGGAAACCCUAACUGGAUUGGUAUGUUCUUUAGGUGCUUUAGCUACCAGGGCUGCAAAAAUGGCCGCUAGACGUGGGGAUCCUCUUUGAAAUAAUCGCAAAUGAACUCGUGACGGGAUCUUGAAAUAAAGUUCGAGAAUAUAUGUACAUGGAAAAGAAAUGAAAAAAAAAGAAAAUAAAUAGUUUAUGAUUUUAAAUGAGAUUGAUGAUAGAACGUUAUCGAAUUGUAUACGUGGAGUUAAAAAAAAAAAAAAAAGAAAUUUAUUUAAAACGUGAAACAACCACACGUAGAGUAGAAUUUAAAUGGAGAAUAAUAAAAAGGAAA